AUGGGUUCCUCCGACACCACCAACGGUGCUCCCGCCCUGCGCUACAUCCCCCUCACCUAUACCCCGGCCGACUCCCAGGCCUCCGCACUGCGCUUGAUCUUGACCCUCUUCCCCCACUGGGAAGGCCCUGGCAACAAGAUCGAGUUUGUGCGAUUCACCGAUGGCAUCACCAAUACUCUCCUGAAAAUUAUCAACCGCAAGGCUGGCCUGACGGAUGAGGAGAUAGACAACGAUGCGGUCCUGAUGCGCGCGUAUGGAAAUGGCACAGAGAUCCUUAUAGACCGUGAAAGAGAAACCACUUCCCAUGCCCUCCUUGCCAGCCGUGGCCUGGCUCCUCCCCUUCUCGCCCGCUUCAAGAACGGCCUCCUCUACCGCUUCAUUCGUGGCAAGCCCUGUGGCCACGAGGACUUGGUCACUCCUCCUAUCUUCCGAGGUGUAGCACGCAAGCUCGCACAAUGGCACGCAGUACUCCCCAACACCGGCGCUGGCUCGGCACCUACGAACGGAGUUGAGAAGCACGAUACCGAUUUGACACCUAUUCAACCCCGCCGGGCUGGUCCCUCUAUGUGGGCAGUCCUUCAGCGAUGGGUCCUCGCUCUGCCCGUGGCAACCCCCGAGCAGCAGGCCCGUCGCUUGACUCUGCAGAAGGAACUCGAAUGGGUGGUGGGCCAGCUGGAUGACGGUGUAGGCAUCGGUGAAGACGGCCUUGUUUUCGCUCACUGUGACCUCCUUUGCGCCAAUGUGAUCGUCCUGCCCGAUGAUGCGGGCGUGCAGACCGAGGACGGCAUUGCCCCGGUCAACUUCAUCGACUACGAGUACGCCGUUCCCGCCCCGGCGGCCUUUGACAUUGCCAACCACUUGGCCGAGUGGAUCGGCUACGAUUGCGACUACAAUAUGAUCCCCACCCAGUCGGUUCGCCGUCAAUUCCUCACCGAGUAUACUAAGAGUUACUGCGAGAAUCGCGGACUCGACGCUUCUUCGCAGGCCGAGAUCGUCGACCGUCUCUACCAGGACGUGGACCGGUUCCGUGGUAUCCCCGGAUUGUACUGGGGCGUGUGGGCUCUCAUCCAGGCCCAGAUCUCGCAGAUUGACUUUGAUUACGCCGACUAUGCGGAGCAGCGACUGGGCGAAUACUGGGCGUGGAAGCGUGAGGUCGAUGGCAGCCGUAAACAGGCUGGCGAGGAGAUGCCCCUCCGUGAGAAGCGCUGGGCGCAGGAGGCAUGA
This is a messenger RNA of Penicillium cataractarum, 1224 nucleotides long. RefSeq names its product putative ethanolamine kinase. Gene Ontology annotation, biological process: phosphatidylcholine biosynthetic process; phosphatidylethanolamine biosynthetic process. Gene Ontology annotation, cellular component: cytoplasm. The coding region runs from base 1 to 1224 and encodes 407 amino acids. The record is from RefSeq and is a predicted model, not a curated record. Gene Ontology annotation, molecular function: ethanolamine kinase activity; choline kinase activity. NCBI's taxonomy places the organism in Eukaryota, Fungi, Ascomycota, Eurotiomycetes, Eurotiales, Aspergillaceae. The transcript has 5 exons.